CCCUUCUGAAGUCUUCAGACACGCACGCGCAUACACAAGGGGCAGUCCCUGAGCGCGCGCUGUCAGUUGGCUAUCGGUGAACUUUGGGACGAGAUGUCGCGUGAGCAGCGGAAUCGCAGUACCCGUGCAUUCACCAAUCAUCAGCUGGACUGAAGUGGAUCAAUUGAAAUCGCUUCCCGUUGUUUUCUUUUCGCAGGACACUAACCGGAGAGCAUGACCGAGAAGCGGAUCUCGCGCUGGUACUUCGGCGGCAUCGCCUCGUGCGGAGCGGCGUGCUGCACGCACCCGCUGGACCUGGUCAAGGUUCACCUGCAGACGCAGCAGGAGGUGAAGAUGAGGAUGAUGGGGAUGGCCAUGCAUGUGGUGAAGCACGACGGAGUUCUGGCGCUUUACAAUGGCCUCAGUGCCUCCCUCCUCAGACAGAUGUCUUACUCUCUGACCAGGUUUGCUAUCUAUGAGACAGUGAGGGACAUGAUGGGCAGUCAGGGGCCAAUGCCCUUCUACCAGAAAGUCCUGCUGGGGGCAUUUGGAGGGUUUACAGGAGGUUUCAUUGGGACACCAGCAGACAUGGUUAACGUCAGGAUGCAGAACGACAUGAAGCUUCCGCCCGAGCUCAGGAGGAACUAUAAGCACGCUCUGGAUGGGCUGUACAGGGUUUGGUGUGAAGAGGGAACGAGGAAGCUGUUCUCGGGAGCCACCAUGGCGAGCAGCAGAGGUGCUCUGGUGACUGUAGGACAGUUAGCGUGUUAUGAUCAGGCCAAGCAGCUAGUGUUGGCCACCGGAUUCCUGGGAGACAACAUUCUCACUCACUUCCUGUCCAGCUUCAUCGCUGGAGGAUGUGCAACGUUUCUGUGUCAGCCGCUGGAUGUGUUGAAGACUCGCCUGAUGAACUCUAAAGGAGAGUACAGGGGAGUGCUGCACUGUCUGUCUGAGACCGCUAAACUGGGACCACUGGCUUUCUACAAGGGAUUAGUUCCAGCAGGGAUCCGAUUGGUCCCUCACACGAUUCUCACCUUCAUGUUUCUGGAGCAGCUGAGGAACUACUUUGGCAUCCGGGUGAUGAGCUGAGCCCAAGCUGUGACCAUUGACCUUUCGUCCACUCCCACUGCCAUGGUGAUGAUCCUGGACUGAGCUGGAACUUGGACAUGCCCUCUAACGCACGCACACACACACACACACACACACACACACACACACAUAUACACACACACACACACACACC
Hemibagrus wyckioides is the source of this 1222-nucleotide messenger RNA. It is a transcript of the gene slc25a10b, whose product is annotated as solute carrier family 25 member 10b. Bases 214 to 1068 code for a protein of 284 amino acids. Lineage: Eukaryota; Metazoa; Chordata; Actinopteri; Siluriformes; Bagridae. Gene Ontology annotation, molecular function: sulfate transmembrane transporter activity; antiporter activity; thiosulfate transmembrane transporter activity. Gene Ontology annotation, biological process: thiosulfate transport; phosphate ion transmembrane transport; malate transmembrane transport. The transcript is spliced from 11 exons. The record is from RefSeq and is a predicted model, not a curated record.